Messenger RNA from Balearica regulorum gibbericeps (East African grey crowned-crane), 1182 nucleotides. RefSeq names its product integrin subunit beta 1 binding protein 2 (gene ITGB1BP2). NCBI's taxonomy places the organism in Eukaryota, Metazoa, Chordata, Aves, Gruiformes, Gruidae. The record is from RefSeq and is a predicted model, not a curated record.
GGGAAGCAGAGGGGGGAUCAUGGGCAGGGAAGAGAUUGAUGGGAUUUUUGUGGAAGGAGUCAAGGACACUGCAAGUACGCCUGAGCUAUGGCGUCGCUGUGCUACAACAAAGGCUGUGGGCAGAGGUUUGAUCCUGAGCACAACACAAAGGAUUCCUGCCUGUAUCAUCCAGGUGUCCCCAUCUUCCACGAUGCCCUGAAGGGCUGGUCUUGUUGCAAGAAACGCACAACGGACUUCUCUGAGUUCCUCUCCAUAAAAGGAUGCACAAAGGGGUUUCACAGCAAGGAGAAGCCCCCUGAGCCUGUUGGCCAAGAGGAAGCCUCAGACAAGCUGAAAGCCAAACCAGUGGAGGAGGUCAUAAUCCAAAGACCAAAAUCAGCUGAGAAGAUGCAGCAGGAAAGACCAAGCUUUGAUGAGCCAAGACAACUGCUGCCGAUUAAAGUAUCCAGGUCUCUGGAGCAAGCUCUGCAGAAACUGAACCUGUCCUCCAAGGACAAAGUACCUGAGGGCAGUUGUCCAGGUGAAGUGGCUGCCCAGGUGAGAGCUGGCACCACCUGCAAGAAUGCAGCCUGCAAGGCAAUCUACCAGGGCCCAGAGAGCAACAGAGAGGUUUGUACUUUCCAUCCUGGUGCUCCUGUCUUCCAUGAGGGGAUGAAGUACUGGAGCUGCUGUGGAGUCAAAAUGACAGACUUCAGCGCCUUCCUGGAGCAGCUGGGCUGCAGCAGCGGGCGGCACUGCUGGACAGGGAAGGGGGACAAGGCGGCGGUGUUGUGCCGGCAGGACUGGCACCAAACCAGCAGCCAGGUGGUAGUGACAGUCUAUGCCAAGAACCCCCUGCCUGCCCUCAGCAGCGUGAAAGCCAACCACACUGUGCUUGAGGUUCACAUCAUCUUUGAAGGGAAUAAGAUUUUCCAGGCAGAACUGGAUCUCUGGGGGGUCAUCAAAAUAGAGAAGAGCUUUGUGAGCAUGGUCCCUACCAAGGUGGAGAUCACACUUUGCAAAGCCAGCCCUGGCUCCUGGGCCAGGCUGGAGCUCCCUCAAAGCAGGUUGCACUCUUGUGGUGAGCAAAAGGAGGCUGCCAAUGCAGAGGAGCCUGGGGCAGUGCAGGAGGAAGACUCAGAUGACAGCUUGAGUUGGUCAGAGGAAGAUGAGGAGUUGGAGAUGAGAACACCGAGCAUCUGA